AGCCCCUGAUGCCGUAAAGACGGGAGAGAUCAAAAACCACUUCGGCCGCAAGGUCGCUAUAGAUGCGUAUGCUAUCCCUAGAUCCGGCUCGGCCUUCAAUCUCCUUCGUGACUAAUGCCAGUUCAGGUCCAUGAGUAUCUACAGCUUCCUCAUCGCUGUCCGCUCCGACGGUCAGCAGCUCAUGAAUGAGACCGGAGAGACUACAUCACACCUGAUGGGAAUGUUCUAUCGCACGCUAAGAAUGGUCGAUAAUGGCAUCAAACCUCUAUACGUCUUUGAUGGCGCUCCGCCAAAGCUCAAAUCGGGAGAAUUGGCCAAACGUUUUGCCCGGAGAGGCGAGGCGACGGAAGCGCACGAGGAGGCCAAGGAGACGGGUACUGCAGAGGAUGUGGAGAAAUUCUCUCGUCGCACAGUACGAGUCACCAGGGAACACAAUGCAGAGUGCAAGAAGCUUCUGAAGUUGAUGGGCAUCCCGUACAUUGACGCCCCGACAGAGGCCGAGGCACAAUGCGCGGUGCUUGCGCGUGCUGGCAAGGUCUAUGCUGCCGCUUCGGAAGAUAUGGACACGCUGUGCUUUGAAACACCCAUUCUUCUGCGUCACUUGACAUUCAGUGAGCAGAGAAAGGAGCCUAUUCAGGAAAUUCACCUAAGCCGUGCGCUGGAGGGACUUGGCAUGGAUCGCAAGCAGUUCAUCGACCUCUGUAUCCUACUCGGCUGCGACUACCUGGAACCCAUCCCCAAGGUGGGUCCGAACACGGCACUGAAACUGAUUCGGGAGCACGGGACUCUUGAGAAGGUGGUUGAGUUCAUCCAGAACGACCCCAAGAAGAAAUAUGUCAUUCCCGAUGAUUGGCCGUAUCAGGAUGCCAGAGAACUUUUCCUCAAUCCCGACGUACGGGAUUCCAACCACCCCGACUGCGACUUCAAGUGGGAAGCGCCCGACGUGGAGGCCCUUGUGAAAUACCUGGUUGAAGACAAAGGAUUCAAUGAGGACCGGGUCCGCAGCGGUGCUGCCCGCCUGCAGAAGAAUCUCAAAACCGCCCAGCAGUCCCGUCUGGAGGGAUUCUUCAAACCAGUAGCCCGAACGGAUGCGGAGAAGGCCAAUCUGAAGCGCAAGCAUGACGAAAAGAUUCAGGAACAGAAGAAGCGCAAGAAGGAUGAGGCUAAGGCUAAAAAGGAGGCCAAGGCCAGACCCCGUGGCGCUGGCUGAUUGAUGGACUACCCAGUAUGAAAUCUAAUUCGAGAGCCCCGAGGUUGGGCGGGAAGGAGGAAAAAAGCGAAGGCACUCAUUGAGUUCCCAUGCGAUUUACACAAUCAAGGGGAAACCUGAUAUAUUGCGUCUCUGGGAGAGUGCCUUGAUUUGAAGCUUGGCGGCGUUUUAAGGCUCUG
Aspergillus brunneoviolaceus CBS 621.78 is the source of this 1389-nucleotide messenger RNA. RefSeq names its product multifunctional nuclease RAD27 (gene fen1). Gene Ontology annotation, cellular component: nucleus; cytoplasm. The record is from RefSeq and is a predicted model, not a curated record. The transcript is spliced from 3 exons. Lineage: Eukaryota; Fungi; Ascomycota; Eurotiomycetes; Eurotiales; Aspergillaceae. Gene Ontology annotation, molecular function: 5'-flap endonuclease activity; 5'-3' exonuclease activity; DNA binding. The coding region runs from base 131 to 1210 and encodes 359 amino acids.